Pisolithus orientalis is the source of this 477-nucleotide messenger RNA. RefSeq lists its product as uncharacterized. Bases 1 to 477 code for a protein of 158 amino acids. The record is from RefSeq and is a predicted model, not a curated record. Lineage: Eukaryota; Fungi; Basidiomycota; Agaricomycetes; Boletales; Pisolithaceae. The transcript has a single exon.
AUGUCUGGCCCCCCUGCUGGUAUCCCCUUCAUUCCCGCAGUCCCAGCUGGUCUUGGCGUACAGUCCGCUCCCGCUGCUCCCACCUCUGCUCCGGUAGCCGCAGCUGUUCCAAUCUCAUCUACCUCUGCCAACCCCACCAUUUCAGUCCCCGCUCCCCCUGUUUCGUCCGCUAAUACCACUCAGCCCCCACCUUCUUCGGUGGUUACGCCCGCUAGCAAUGCUGGUAACCCCUCCCAGCAAAUUUUGGCCGCAUAUAUGCUGCUUCCCCCCUCAGACCAGCUUGCGCUAGACUCUUUGCUUGAGAACCACCGCAACUCCCCAACCUCAACUCAUUGGUCCAAGGUUCAAUGUGCUCUCCCGUUUGAUCUUUCGGACAAUGCUCCCAUUUUCUCUCCGGACGGCACGCGCCUUCCCAUCCCCAAACUUAUUAACAACCUCGCCGAUGCCGGCUUCCAUAACCAACCCCUCGCCGUUUAA